AGUCAGCCUAAUCUUUUUUACUUUUCUUUUUAUUUUUCUUCAUUCAUUUCGUUAUUUUCCUUUUUAUUUAUUAUUCUCGUUUCGGUUUUUAUUUUCCCUCUCCAAUUCUCGCCGAUUUAUUUAGAGCCGACAUGCCGGCGCCGCCGUUUUAGACUCCGAGAAUCUCUCUCUCAGAUCUGUGGCGUCACCUUCAGGACUGGUGUAAUUAUUACUGCAAAAGGGCAGGAGAGCUACAGCGAAACUAUAUAUUUUGGUGACCAGAUGAUUAGAACUGAUGUUAUUGGCAGUGGAAGGAGGAGGGUUCUUCUCUUCUUCAGCUUCUGGGUAUAGCAAGGGCCUGACCCUUCUUCUCUUGGGUCAGAAGCACGAAGAUAAACCCAUGAGAGUUUCGCCGUGGAAUCAGUACCAGUUGGUGGAAAACGAACCUGAUCCUGACCUCCAGCUGGCUUCCUUGAAGAACAGGCUUUCCCGCGGGUGCGCCUCCUUUGUGUGCUUUGGUCGCGCUUCCGCAGGGCUUGAUUCUUCAUCGCCUCUCAAAGUAGGCCCUGCCCAGCAGCAGGAUGUCUUGCCGGAUCCACUUGUUACUGAUAAGGGCAAAGAUGGUACAACUGAAAUUGAGGUUAAUAGUAACGCAAGAAGAGUUAAUCUAAAGAGUAGCUUGAAGAAGCGAUCAAAUAGUGUCCCAAGUCCUGUUGACGAUGGUAAUCAACACGAUGCAUUGGGUGACAAGGGUACUGAUAUCCGUGGUCACACAGAAAAGAGAAAAGUGCAGUGGACAGAUGUCUGUGGGAGUGAACUUGCUGAAAUCAGGGAGUUUGAGCCAAGUGAAACUGGUUUAUCAGAUGAUGAAUUUGAGAAUGGAAACGAAAGAAGCUGCUCGUGUGUCAUUAUGUGAUCAAUUAUAUUACCAAAAGCAUUUCAUGGACUCAUUUUCCUGGAAAGCGACGAUGCGACGUUCAAAUUGCAAUUAACAGAGGUCAUCUGCACACUGCAUGCCGAUUUCUUGGUAAGGGAAAAGGCAAGUAAUUUGAGUGAAUAGCAAAUGCAACCAUACAAAGGAGCACUUUACCUAGCCGGCAAUCCUGGUUGGACUGAUUAUUUGUGUCUAUAUUUAGUUGAUGAGGAUUUCAAUUUUGUUACUCUCGUCUUCUUUGCUUUGUUAAAUUAUUUUCUCACUUGUGAUUGCCUCUGUCCAUUGUUUUCCUUUUUCCCUUUUUCAA
This is a messenger RNA of Jatropha curcas, 1220 nucleotides long. RefSeq lists its product as uncharacterized. The record is from RefSeq and is a predicted model, not a curated record. NCBI's taxonomy places the organism in Eukaryota, Viridiplantae, Streptophyta, Magnoliopsida, Malpighiales, Euphorbiaceae.